CGCGGAAUAGAAAUUACGCAUAUAAUAUGCGCUCAAACAAUUAGCUUAGAGCAAAGAAUAAAUACGUGACGAACAUCUAGGAAGGAAGUAUUAGUCAACGAGUUUUAAUUAACAGAGUACAAAUGACGAAAACGAAAGGCAAAUAUCAUAAGUUACAUAAGUCGUUGUCAUUACUCUGAUGAUAGUCAUCUACGAGUUAUAACGUAAUCGGUCAAUCUUCGAGGAAUUGUGUUUGGCUGUUGAUAAGAGAAAGCUAUAUAUAAGGUGUCGCGAGCAAGUUGCAUGGCACAUUUGAGACGUCAAUCAUCGGUAAUAUUACCGAUAAUAGAAUAGAAUAGAAUAUUUAUAUCAAGAUGCGCGCCUACGUUUUUCUGCUCGCUUCCCUGUCUCUCAUCUGCUGCGUAUGGGGUAACAAUCUGAUUCUUGGCAGACGUUUGCCCGGCGAGUUAAUCCUCCAGAAUCGAACCAUCAUCAAGCCAUCGAUAACAGGCGUCAGCCACACUGUUACGAUCGGUGCAACCGCGCCAUCCGAUCACGUAAUCUCAUACUUCAGCGUGGUAAGCUUGAAUCCAAAGGUGGUGAAGAUAAUACCUAUUAAAGGUAGCAUUGGCACUUCAUCGAUCGUCGUACUUGGGAUCGGAUUGCCUAGUUGGGGCAUGUUUUUAAAGGUUGUCGUAUUCGCUGUUCCCAAACUUCCCGAACCCACCACACCGAGUACCACAACUGAACAACCACUAACGAGCACCGAACCAGACACGACAACGAGUCCUGAAACAACCAGUACACCGUGGACCACCGAACAAUCAACGAACACCGAACCAGAAACGACAACGAGUCCUGAAACAACCAGUACACCGUGGACCACCGAACAAUCAACGAACACCGAACCAGAGACGACGACUCCUAAAUCAACCAGCACACCGUGGACCACCGAACAAUCAACGAACACCGAACCAGAAACGACAACGAGUCCUGAAACAACCAGUACAGCGUGGACCACCGAACAAUCAACGAACACCGAACCAGAGACGACGACUCCUGCAACCAGCACACCGUGGACCACCGAACAAUCAACGAACACCGAACCAGAGACGACGACUCCUGCAACCAGCACACCGUCGACCACCGAACAAUCAACGAACACCGAACCAGAGACGACGACUCCUGAAACAACCAGCACACCAUGGACCACCGAACAAUCAACGAACACCGAACCAGAGACGACGACUCCUGAAGCAACCAGUACACCAUGGACCACCGAACAAUCAACGAACACCGAAGCAGAGACGACGACUCCUGAAACAACCAGCACACCGUGGACCACCGAACAAUCAACGAACACCGAAGCAGAGACGACGACUCCUGAAACAACCAGCAUACUGUGGACCACCGAACAAUCAACGAACACCGAACCAGAGACGACGACUCCUGAAACAACCAGUACACCGUGGACCACCGAACAAUCAACGAACACCGAACCAGAGACGACGACUCCUGAAACAACCAGUACACCGUGGACCACCGAACAAUCAACGAACACCGAACCAGAGACGACGACUCCUAAAUCAAGCAGCACACCGUGGACCACCGAACAAUCAACGAACACCGAAGCAGAGACGACGACUCCUGAAACAACCAGUACACGGUGGACCACCGAACAAUCAACGAACACCGAACCAGAGACGACGACUUCUAAAUCAACCAGCACACCGUGGACCACCGAACAAUCAACGAACACCGAAGCAGAGACGACGACUCCUGAAACAACCAGUACACCAUGGACCACCGAACAAUCAACGAACACCGAAGCAGAGACGACGACUCCUGAAACAACCAGCAUACUGUGGACCACCGAACAAUCAACGAACACCGAACCAGAGACGACAACGAGUCCUGAAGCAACCAGUACACCGUGGACCGAACAAUCAACAAACACCGAACCAAAGACGACAACCAGCUCUGAAGAGAGCAGCGAAGAAGCAAGUACCGAAUCAGACGAAUCGAUAAACUCUAAUUCAAAUAGCGUGGAAUCACGUGUUCCACGAUACAAGUCCGGCGAAAAGGCUGAAAAUAAUCGAUUGUGGUGGAAAUGGAUCCAAUCUUGAUUCUGAUGAGAUUUUGAUCGAUGAGAGAUAUAAAUUAAUAGAAAAUUAGCUCUGUAUAUUAGCUCGGUAAUAUAUCUCGUCGAUGAUUAAGUACGAAUAGAAUAAGAAAGACGCAACAAUUUGUAACAACCGAAUCGACGUUCUCCUCCAAGCUUUAACGUGAUCUAAUGUAUUACAAAAUUUUGUAAUUAACUUAUCCUUUUUAAUAACCUAGCAUUUUUAAAUAAACUUUUACUCUCUA
Molecule: messenger RNA, 2346 nt
Organism: Apis cerana (Asiatic honeybee)
Lineage: Eukaryota; Metazoa; Arthropoda; Insecta; Hymenoptera; Apidae
Product: mucin-2
Source: RefSeq, a predicted model, not a curated record